Messenger RNA from Salvia miltiorrhiza (redroot sage), 1643 nucleotides. RefSeq names its product protein SAWADEE HOMEODOMAIN HOMOLOG 2. The transcript is spliced from 10 exons. The coding region runs from base 321 to 1484 and encodes 387 amino acids. The record is from RefSeq and is a predicted model, not a curated record. Gene Ontology annotation, molecular function: DNA binding; chromatin binding. NCBI's taxonomy places the organism in Eukaryota, Viridiplantae, Streptophyta, Magnoliopsida, Lamiales, Lamiaceae.
GCACCCAAAGUUGCUCCUACUCAUCAGCUCAAGUGGCAAGGCUUAUUGGCUGAUACACCAAAAGUCUCUUCUUAGUACACGUCUGUUAUCUUUUCAAUUUAUUUUCUAAUAUUUCCUCCAUUUUCCAACUCAAGAAAAGAAAGCUUUUUUUUAGGCAUGGCUAUUUAUACAUUUUCCCUUAAUUUAUGGACGAUUAUGAAUUCUUAGAGAGAAUUAGAAGGGAGGCAAAAAGGCGGGUUGGAGCAUUCUUGAAUAUAUAUUACUGUUUAGCAGUUUAUCCGAAUUCCAAUUCGACGACAAGUAAUUGACGGCGGAAUCCGAUGGGUCGACCUCCGAGCAACGGCGGUCCUUCCUUCCGCUUCAAUCCGGUCGAGGUUGGAGACAUGGAGGCUAUUUUGCAAGCACACAAUUACACAGUGCCUUCGCGUGAGAUACUUGAGGCUCUUGCUCAACGGUUUAGUAACUCUGCUGAAAGAGCUGGAAAGGUGGAAGUUUCAGGAAAACAGGUCUGGAAUUGGUUCCAAAAUAGGAGAUAUGCUCUGAGAGCAAAGGCAGCUAGGACUUCUGCUCCUGGGGAAGUGAAUAUGCAGGCUGUGCCUCGAGAUGAUCAAUCUGUAGUAAGAAAUGUGCCUCAGGCACCUCAACCUCAGGUCUCUCAACCGCCGCCCGCUCCCCCAAAUAUGGUGAGAAGUAUGCCUCAGUUUCCUCAACCUCCUCCCGCUCAACCAGCACAAAAUGCCACCAGGAGUGUGUCAGAGAAUUCUUUGAUGGAGUUUGAAGCUAAAUCUGCCCGAGAUGGUGCAUGGUACGAUGUUGCAUCUUUCUUAUCACAUAGAUCAGUAGAGAGUGGAGAUCCGGAAGCUAUGGUUCGUUUUGCUGGUUUUGGACAAGAAGAGGAUGAGUGGGUCAAUAUUCGCAGGCACAUUAGACAGCGGUCACUUCCGUGUGAAUCAUCAGAAUGUGUGGCAGUUCUACCUGGAGAUUUGAUACUGUGCUUUCAGGAAGGCAAAGAACAGGCCCUAUAUUUUGAUGCUCAUGUUCUUGAUGCACAAAGGCGGAGGCAUGACGUAAGAGGCUGUCGUUGCAGGUUUCUGGUACGAUAUGAUCACGACCAAUCCGAGGAAAUAGUCCCGCUCAGGAAGAUCUGCCGUCGGCCCGAGACGGAUCACAGGCUACAGCAACUUCAUGCUAUGCCAGUAAACAUGAAUCCACAGAAAACUGUUAUCCAAGUUCAAGCAGGGAACGCUUUGAAAGUUGACGCUGCUGACAGUGCAAUACCGAAACAACAACCCAAGCAGGAUGAGCGCGUCGAUACUUCAUCGUCAACGACGGCCUCCGUGACUCCUAGUGCCGUCCCUGUCCCCACCGAGUCUAAAUUACUGCCGUCUAAGGCUACCGGUGCUGGAAAUGCAACUGCUGAAGCAAAUACUGUUGCAGUGAGCGCAGCUGGUGGUGGUGCAGUGCCUAGUUUGCCGCAGAUGUAGAAUCUUGUUAUACAUAUUGUUUUAUUUUGUUAGUCAUUAAAAAGUUAGCAUUUAGCUCAUGUUUUUGUUGUAGGAAUGUGAAUGAUAAGUAGAAGGAAUGAUGUUUGUCUCGCUCCACCUUUAUAUAUCUUACAACUUUUGCCUAACUUAGGCCAACAA